AUGCAAUCGCCGGCCCCGCAUCAACGAGAUCGUUCGCAUGUAGUGACCCUCCCUGGCCUCCCUGCACUGGCUAUGGCCCGCCAUCGGGCGCUGGCCAUGUUUCAUCCCCCACUGCGCCUUGUCCCCUCGGAGCCAAUGACUGCGACCAUGACUGGAGAUGACUGGCUGUAUGAGAUCAGCAGCGAUGAUGAAAAUGAUCAUCAGGGAGGCUCAGACAUCUCCGAUUCCGACGGGGAAUUAGAUCACGGCACUUCCCCGCACAGUCAGCUUCCACCUGUUCCUAGGGCGUUACCAUUCUUGGACUACCACAGAUAG
Messenger RNA from Colletotrichum lupini, 315 nucleotides. RefSeq lists its product as uncharacterized. Lineage: Eukaryota; Fungi; Ascomycota; Sordariomycetes; Glomerellales; Glomerellaceae. The record is from RefSeq and is a predicted model, not a curated record. Bases 1 to 315 code for a protein of 104 amino acids. The transcript has 2 exons.